CGGGCGGGGGGGGGCGCGCGCUCGGCGGCGCCUGCGCUUCCGGGUUCCCAGCCGGAGCCUCGGGGCCGCGGAGCAGAGUCACUGCCUUCCAAGAUCCAGCCCCCAUCCUGUGUCAUGUGAUCAGAGUUAGGUGGCAGCAGGAGUUGAAAUGCAUUCCAGUCACACAACUGAAAAUGGACCUGACCCCAAGGUAGUUAUACAGUUGAUCAAGAAGCAGUUGGUGAGUUCCAUCAAGGGACUGCAGAAACAGUAUGUGACCUCUGAUGCCGUUGUAACCAGUGACACUGACGAUGCUAAUGCCCUGUGCUGUGCACUAGAGGCUGUGUUUGUGCAUGGACUGAAGGCGAAGUACAUAAAAACAGACGCUGGAGGAAAAGUGAAAAAACCAUGUGGCCGUGCACCUCUUCCCCAGCCUGUCUUCUGGGGCUUGCUGAAAACCAUCACGCACAGAAACAUCAUUUUAGAGCUGGAACAGUUAAGUUUUAUCAGCACGGACGUGGGGCGCUGCCGUGCCUGGUUAAGGCUUGCCUUGAACGAUGGCCUCAUGGAGUGUUAUUUGAAGUUACUGCUUCAAGAGAAGUCCAGGCUGCCUGAGUAUUAUCAGACAUCAGCCCUGCUUCUGGAUGCAGAGGAAUGUGAAUUUCUGCUUAGCUUCUUGCAGGGGUUAACUUCCCUGACCUUCGAAUUGUCCUAUAAAUCAGCAGUUUUAAAUGAAUGGACUGUAACUCCCUUGUCCCUGUCUGGUCUUUGUCCUGUUUCGGAGCUUCUGGAGCAUCUAACAUCCUCCAGUUCUGAAUCCCAGAGAAAGGAGUCCCUGGGUUUGGUCUCACGUUCUUCGGGAUCUGAUGAUAUUGAAGUUCAACCCAGCACAUUGGCCCUCAGCAAAAAUGAGGACAAAAGUAAACGUAUGUGCUCCACGCUAAGCCUUAACACUAUGGGUUCAUCCCAGCUGUCCUCCAGCCUUGGCUCUGAUGGCCUCCUGCAGGCCAGCUGCACUAGAAGUCCUGAUAGGUGUGAGGAACCCCUGUCGUGUGACUCUGAUUUAGGGACAGCAAACACAGAGGAUUUAGACAGAUCUCUGCAAGAGGUAUUGUCUGAAUUCAGACAAGCACAGCAAGUCUCUGAACCUACCGAAGAACCGCUCCGUCCUAAUCUAUUGGCACCUGCCCCAUUGCAGCCCGCACUUCCUCCUGCAGUCUCCAGAGCCUCUCACCUGCAUUUAAACGUAACAGCGGAGAGCACUCUUUGUUCUGCACCGCUUCCUGACACCGAUAACCCACAGUCCAUCCAUGCGGAAGAUCUAGCUAAGGCCAGCAAGAUACCAGAUCCUCCUUCACAUGUUACGGGAAUCCAGUUGUUGUCUCAGCCAAUCAUAACACACAAUGGUGCAGCAGACAAAGAUUCGUCCCAACAGCUUUACAUUAUUAAACCAGAGGAUAAAGAUGGAACCAGUGAGAUAGAUGGUGAUAAGAAAAGCCAAGAGGAUCUCAGCCCAGUGACAGAAUUCUUUCUUUCACCAGCAACAGCUUGUCCAAAAAGAAGGAGCUGGAUAUCAGAAGACGAUUUCUACAGGCCUUCUCCAGAAGGGAGCAGUAAAGGCCUAACUGAUUCUUAUGGGUCCUCUCUUGAGGGGGCCAGAGAAGGCCAGUCCGCAGAACUGAUCAGUGCACUCGGUUUGGAGCAACCCCUCUUAUCCUCUUCAAAGACUGGGAAGCCCAAGCCAUCCCCUGACCAAGAACAAAAGGGCUUCCAUGUUGUUCAUCGCAGGCAGAUCGGUCUUUCCAAUCCAUUCCGAGGCCUCCUGAAGCUGGGCAAUCUGGAGAGGAGGGGAGCAAUGGGCCUCUGGAAAGAGUUCUUCUGUGAGUUAUCCCCGCUGGAGUUCCGCCUCUUCCUGGACCACGAAGAGCGGAUUUACAGUGAGAAUUACUCUCUGCUGCGAUGCGAGUCGCAGGGGCUGGUUCACAGUGACGGCCGGUUUGAGCUGGUGUUCUCUGGUAAGAAACUGUGCUUACGAGCGCCUUCCCAAGAUGAAGCUGAGGACUGGCUAGACAGGAUACACGAGGCUCGAUGCAAGUGUCGGCCUCAGCAAGAGGAGGAAUGGGAGACGCUUGACUGUCCAGAAGACGACCUUGAAGGACACACAAUUGGAGUGUUGCUCGGUGACUCAGCUGCUUUGCUCCAGUACAACAGAGCUGGAAAUGCCUGUGAUUGGACGUCUUCUCUUGCACCAGAAUUAGAUGCCAUUAAAGAAUCGGUUCUUUAUAUGGAUGUAGAUAAAGCUUGGGCUCCUUUUAUUUUUUCCUUGUCAUUAGAAGCUUUAAAAUGCUUUAAAGUAAAGAACGAUGAAAAAACAUUAAGCAACAGCUAUGGAAUAGAGACAAUCCAAGACAUUCUUCCCGACACGAGUCUUGGUGGGCCUGCGUUUUUCAAGGUGAUAACCUCUAAAGCCAUCUUGAAGCUGCAAGCUGAGAGUGCUGAUGCCGCCGCAGCAUGGAGGGGGCUUGUUCGUAGAGUAUUAACCUCAUAUCUUGAAACUGCAGAGGAAGCCCUGACACUUGGUGGCAAUUUGGAUGGGAAUUCUCAGGCAAUCUUGAAAAACACUGUAAAGGAAAAUGGCUUUUUCUUACAAUAUCUGGUGGCCAUCCCCAUGGAGAAAGGACUGGACUCCCAGAGCUUCAUAUGUGCAGGUUGCUCCAGACAGAUUGGACUCAGUUUUGUGAAACCCAAACUUUGUGCAUUCUCUGGCCUCUAUUACUGUGACAGCUGCCAUCAGGACGACGAGUCUGUGAUUCCAUCGCGCCUUAUCCACAACUGGGACUUGACUAAAAGAGCAGUUUCUCGACAAGCUUUAAAAUUUCUGAAUCAAAUCCGCAUUCAACCUUUAAUCAAUCUGAAAUUGGUGAAUGAAAGCCUGUAUGCUCACGUGGAGAGGAUGAGUCGAAUCUGUAGAAGCAGAGAACAGCUGAAACUACUUGGUGAUUACCUUAUAAUGUGUCGCAGUGGGGCCCUGAAGGAGCUGAGCAAACGACUGGGUUAUCGGGACUAUCUCUUGGAAUCACCCCAUAAAUACAGUGUCGCUGAUCUGAGACAGAUAGCCGAUGGCAUAUUUGAAGUGUACCUGCAAUCUCUGAUCCAGUUUGCUUCCCACCAUGUCUAUAACUGUGACCUCUGUACCCAACGGGGUUUCAUCUGUCAGAUGUGUAACAACAGCAGCAUCAUUUUCCCCUUUGAGUUCGACACAACCACCCGAUGCAGAGAUUGUAAAACUGUCUUCCACAGGUGCUGCCAAGACAGCAUGAAAUCUUGCCCCCGCUGUGAACGCCGGCAGAAAUACCAGCAACAAUUGCAAGCGGAUGUCCUCAUGGAACCAAAUAUGUAGUGAGCAGCUUCUCACAGAUGGACUCUACACAGGCCUUUGCUCAUCUGCAAACUUGUGACCUGGACACUGUGCAAAGGAAGGGAAAAGGGAGUGCAUGCCAAGUGCCAUUCAGUCCUAGAAAAUACAUUCCUACCACUGGUUGGAGCAGCUCCUGCAUGCAGAUGUUCACCAGGGUAGGAAUAGCCUAAACUGUACAGUGCUGUGAGGAUGCCUAGGACAGGUGCAUCUCCUCAUGUACAAGCAGAGGAUACUGCUCCUGUGGGUGCUGAGAAGAGAGCCAGUGAAGUAAAAGCCUGCUGGAAAAGAUCAGUGACUCGCAAAGUAAUGGUGCUUUUAUUCACACUACCUGGUGCUGCUUAUUUUUUGCUGAAUGUCCCUCCCUGCGAAAGAAGUGUGUUCCAUUUACUGAGCUCCACUGGUUCCCAUCUUAGAGGAGAUACUACUUGGGAUGGAAAUCUGAUAGAUUUCCUGUGUGUAAAUCCACAAGGUUUGCAGUGGAGUGCCUGUAACAGAAGUAUGUUAAAGGUAUAGUUUUUUAGGAUAUUUGCAAUACUGGAAACCAGAAUUUUUCAUAUGUGACUUUGCACAGGAACUGCAUCUCACCUGCUUGGGAAAUAAACAUAGCAGCUACCUGCAGCCAAACUGCAGGGGAACUUUUCAAGAAAAACAAAAACAAAACCUGAAGCUGACAUGAAGCUCUUGUGCCUUUAACACUUUGUCCACAGUGGCUGCUUAGUCCUGCUGUUUUUGUGCCAUGUGCCAAAUGGCUGGGGUAUACUGUGUAAGAUGAGAUGUCCAGAAGUCCCCCUGUGAGAGGAGAGACCAUUCUUCUCUUCUGCAGAGAAACCUUGGGCUCUUCCACAUCUAGCAUCCACCAAGAAAAGAGGUCUUUUAAAUAGCAAAACAAAAAAACCCAGAUCCUCCUGGGCUGCUACUUUUUAUUUCUUAGCCAAUAAUGAGGCUGCUACUAGAUUUUAUUUUCCUUUCCCUCUGAUAUGGAGAUUAUUAAAGUCUAUCUAAUAGGGAA
Caretta caretta (loggerhead turtle) is the source of this 4406-nucleotide messenger RNA. It is a transcript of the gene PLEKHM1, whose product is annotated as pleckstrin homology and RUN domain containing M1. The record is from RefSeq and is a predicted model, not a curated record. Lineage: Eukaryota; Metazoa; Chordata; Testudines; Cheloniidae.